GUAUAUCCGUUUGCAGCAGAUUAAAACCCUACCAUUACAUAUACCUAUCAUACAUAUAAACACAUACACUACACAUUGGUGACUUGAUGCUGAUGAGAUAAACCAAAAAGGGGCUCCUGAGGUUUCCAUUUUAACCGUAGUUUUCUUAAUUGCUUAUUACUGAGAGAAAAUAGCAAAGAAAAUCCCCAGAUUCAGAGACUCUGUGAAAAUGGAGGAGGGAGUGAAAGGAGAUGACGAAGUGCAGGGGUCAAGCUUGACCAUGGAGAAAGUGGCUGCUGCGAAGCAAUUCAUAGAGAAUCACUACAAAACCCAGAUGAAGAACAUUCAAGAACGCAAAGAGAGGCGAUGGAUCUUAGAGAGGAAGCUGGCUUCUUCGGAUGUGCCUAAAGAGGAACAAAUUAAUCUUAUCAAGGAUCUAGAGAGAAAGGAAACCGAGUUUAUGCGACUUAAAAGGAACAAGAUAUGCGUUGAUGAUUUUGAGCUUUUAACAAUCAUUGGAAGAGGAGCCUUUGGCGAGGUACGACUAUGUCGGGAGAAAAAAUCUGGCAGUAUUUAUGCAAUGAAAAAACUAAAGAAAUCGGAAAUGCUUGUUAGAGGACAGGUGGAACAUGUUAGGGCUGAGAGAAACUUGCUUGCAGAAGUGGCCAGCCACUGCAUAGUGAAAUUAUAUUACUCGUUCCAAGACACGGAGUAUUUGUACCUCAUUAUGGAAUACCUACCUGGUGGGGACAUGAUGACUUUGCUAAUGAGAGAAGACACACUGAAAGAGAAUGUUGCUAAGUUUUACAUAGCUCAAAGUGUCCUGGCUAUAGACUCCAUUCACAAACAUAACUACAUUCACAGAGAUAUAAAACCUGACAACCUUCUUCUCGACAAAAAUGGUCACAUGAAGCUUUCAGACUUUGGUCUCUGUAAGCCUCUUGAUUGUAGAACAUUAUCUACAUUGAAUGAAAAUGAAACCAUGGUUGAUGAGAAUAUAAGAGAACCAAUGGACAUUGAUGGCUUCCCUGAUGCUGAGAGUGGACAUAGAUGGAAAAGCGCCCAUGAACAGCUUCAGCAUUGGCAGAUGAACAGGAGAAAACUGGCAUUUUCAACCGUGGGCACACCGGACUAUAUUGCUCCUGAAGUAUUGUUGAAGAAAGGAUAUGGAAUGGAGUGUGACUGGUGGUCGUUAGGUGCUAUAAUGUAUGAGAUGCUCGUUGGAUACCCCCCAUUUUACUCGGACGAUCCAAUAACCACAUGCAGGAAGAUUGUUCAUUGGAGGAAUCAUCUUAGAUUCCCAGAAGAUACAAUGUUGUCACCAGAAGCGAAGGAUCUCAUCUGCAGGUUACUAUGUGACGUUGAACAUAGGUUGGGUACAUGUGGACCUGACCAAAUAAAGUCUCACCCAUGGUUCAACGGCAUUGUGUGGGAUGAACUAUACGAAAUGGAAGCAGCUUUUAAACCUGAAGUCAAUGGGGAGCUCGACACCCAGAAUUUUAUGAAGUUCGAUGAGUUGAAUCCUCCAUCUUCAGGAAGAACAGGUUCAGGAACCUCGCGGAAGCAGCAGUUGACUCCCAAGGACUUAAACUUUGUGGGCUAUACAUAUAAGAACUUUGAUGCCGUAAAGGCAUUGCGUGAUAAUCCUGAUCUCUUGCGGAGUGCAUCUAGUGAUAACUUAUAUGGUGAAUUGAAGAUGGAUGAUUAUACAAGAAAGCCGAGAGGAGGCAAUGGAAGCGACAUAGAAAUGUUGACAGCAGGUGGUGAUGCUGCUGCUGCUGCUGCUGCAAUGUUGCCAUAAUUAUGGGAUUGGAGGCAUAACUUGUUUGUAUUAUAUGAUCAUGCAUCAUGUGAGGCAGCCCCUUUUCCAUAAACUCAUUAUACAAUCCAAACCUUAACAAGAUUUAUGGAUUGAUUGGUUGAUGUAUAAGAUUAUGCAAGUGUACAGUAGUUGCCCAGGUUGGCAAGUCAAAAACUUGCCUUCUCUUGUGGUAGUUUAUUUCUAGAUAUGUUUGUUUGUGUGUUGUAUCUGUACUGUUAAACCUGUCUUAUUGCUUUUCUUGAUCCCAAUAGUUGCAUCUGCAUGACAAUGGAAAUUGCAAAUUCUGA
This is a messenger RNA of Cynara cardunculus var. scolymus (artichoke), 2088 nucleotides long. RefSeq names its product serine/threonine-protein kinase 38. Lineage: Eukaryota; Viridiplantae; Streptophyta; Magnoliopsida; Asterales; Asteraceae. The transcript is spliced from 13 exons. Gene Ontology annotation, molecular function: protein serine/threonine kinase activity; ATP binding. Bases 209 to 1780 code for a protein of 523 amino acids. The record is from RefSeq and is a predicted model, not a curated record. Gene Ontology annotation, biological process: intracellular signal transduction; peptidyl-serine phosphorylation.